Messenger RNA from Drosophila obscura, 685 nucleotides. RefSeq names its product probable 28S ribosomal protein S23, mitochondrial (gene mRpS23). Gene Ontology annotation, molecular function: structural constituent of ribosome. Gene Ontology annotation, cellular component: mitochondrion; ribosome. Bases 69 to 638 code for a protein of 189 amino acids. Lineage: Eukaryota; Metazoa; Arthropoda; Insecta; Diptera; Drosophilidae. Gene Ontology annotation, biological process: translation. The record is from RefSeq and is a predicted model, not a curated record. The transcript has 3 exons.
CACUGCUUGUCGGUGACCAUCGCAUGUCGUAAUUUUAAUUUACUAAAAAUAAAGUGCAAACAGCAACUAUGGCACAAAGCAGACUUGAGAAAAUCGGGACUAUCUUUACCAGGGUUCAGGGUCUGCUCCGUGGGGGUGCCAUGAAAACAGAGGACAAGCCAAUCUGGUAUGACGUCUACGCCGCUUUUCCACCCAAGGCGGAGCCCCGUUUCGACAGACCAGCUCCCGAGGUGCCAGUGCGCAACAUAUUCUAUGCUGAGGAUGUAGUAAGAGCGAAACUGCACAAGCAUAACAGGCCCAAUGAAACGAUAUCCCUGUUCGACAACAAGCGGAGUACACAGUCGCAGCAGUUUUUGCAGAUCUACAGCAACCUUAAGGCCCAGGGAGCCCUGGAUGAGCAGAGAAUAUACGAGACGGCAUUGGACUUUUUGGCGGAGCAGCGGCAGCAAUCCCGUCUUGACGCCACCACGGAGGAACCUGCUGUCGCAGGCACCGAUCUAGACGUAGAGACGAAAAGCCAGCUAAUGAGCGACUUCAUGGAGGCUGGCGGGCAGCAAGACAAGUUCUCAAGUCCGCCCAAAGAAAGGAAAAAGGACAGCGGCGUGGGCAUUAACAUAGGCAGCUUGUUCAAGGAUUAGUCGAAAUUGUUUAUAAACUAAAAAUAUAUGUAUGCAUACAUUUCAAA